AUGACAUAUGUGAGAAAUAUUCUGGAUGAGGAAUGGAAAAGGAUGAAAGAUUCAUUGCAAGACCUCAACAGAGAGCAGGUUAAUAACAAAGAGCUCCAAGAGAAUCGCCAAGAUUUGAUGCAGGGUUUCGAGAACAUGCCGAUUAGUGGCGGCACCAUUGUUGGAAUAAAAAGGACGGGCUUAAGCUGCAAGGUUGGUCUCGUAUUGGCAGGAAGAAAUACAGAAGCCACCAUGGCGUCCAUUUACGACUAUUCAGGUCAAUGA
Triticum turgidum subsp. durum (durum wheat) is the source of this 264-nucleotide messenger RNA. The record is from the annotation of a GenBank genome assembly. NCBI's taxonomy places the organism in Eukaryota, Viridiplantae, Streptophyta, Magnoliopsida, Poales, Poaceae.